AGAUCCAGGUGAAAACAAUAUAUAAAAUAGACUAUAUCAAAUAGAAUAGAUAGCCACCAUAUUUAUUUUUGUGGGAUUGAAGCUAUCUGAAAAUGAGCGAGCAGCCGCAUGUACUGGUUAUUCCUUAUCCGGCACAAGGCCAUGUAGCACCUCUUCUGAAAUUGGCAACAAAGAUUGCUGAACAUGGAAUCAAGGUCACCUUUGUUAACACCGAGUUCAUUGAGGCCAAAGUCAUGGCUUCAAUACCGGAGAAAGCUAAGGAAUGGAGACUUAUAAAGUUUGUUUCAAUUGCAGAUGGAAUCGAACAAGAGGAAGAUCGGAAAGAUUUCGCGAAGACUAGAGAUACCAUGUUGAGAGUUAUGCCUGGUAAGUUGAAGGACUUGAUUGAGAAGAUUAAACAAUCAAGUGAGAAUGAGAAGAUCACAUGUGUUAUUGCUGAUAUAUCUGCUCGAUGGGCGCUGGAAGUUGCCCAAACCAUGGGAAUUUCAAGAGCUCCAUUUAUACCUUUUGGACCAGCAUGCUUAGCCUUGUCAUUUCAUAUUACAAGGCUGAUUAAGGAUGGAAUUUUGGAUAAUAAUGGAAAAGCUAUGAUUGAUGGGUUGAUCUCAAUAUCAGAAAAUAGUCUUCCCUGGAAAGAAAAUGAAUUAUGUUGGACCUGCCGAGGUAAAGAAAAGAUUCAGAAGUUUAUUUUUGAAUCUAUGCGUUCUAGUGUCCAAUAUGUGAAAAUGUCCAAUUGGGUUCUUUCUAACUCAUUUUAUGAACUGGACUCAUCAUCAUGUGAUUUGGUUGCCAACAUAUUACCGAUUGGUCCAAUACUUGCUACCAAUAAUUCAUGGCAUUUGGCUGGAAGCCUUAGGCCUGAGGACUCAAGUUGUUUAAACUGGCUUGAUGAACAACCGCUAGGCUCAGUCAUUUAUGUCUCAUUGGGCAGCACAACAACCCUAAAUCAGCAACAAUUUGAGGAAUUGGCGCUUGGUCUUGAAUUCUCAGGCCAACCGUUUCUGUGGGUUGUUCGAUCAGACCUUGUGAAAGAUUCAAUUGCCGAAUUUCCAGAUGGUUUUAAAGAGAGAAUAGCCGGCCGAGGCAAGAUUGUUGAAUGGGCAGCUCAAGAAAAGGUGUUAGCUCACUCUUCUAUUGCUUGCUUUGUAAGUCAUUGUGGAUGGAAUUCAACGUUGGAAGGAUUAAGCAUGGGAGUGCCAUUUCUGUGUUGGCCUUACUUUGCGGAUCAAUGUCAAAACAGAAAUUAUAUUUGUGAAGUUUGGAAGAUUGGUUUAAAUUUAUCCUUAGAUGAGAAAGGGAUUGUUACAAAGGAUGAAAUACAAACAAAGAUCACAAAAUUGCUUAGCGACGCAAGUAUCAAAGAAAAUGCAUUGAAGGUGAAGGAAAAGGCUGCAAAUAGUCUGGUUGAAGGUGGAUCAUCAUUUGAAAAUUUUAAGAGAUUUAUUGUUGAAAUGAAGUCUAUUUAACUACUAUGUUUCAAUGCUAUGUAAUAAUGAUCCGUUGAAUCAACAAAACGUGAAAGUCUAUUUAAGA
Molecule: messenger RNA, 1533 nt
Organism: Mangifera indica (mango)
Lineage: Eukaryota; Viridiplantae; Streptophyta; Magnoliopsida; Sapindales; Anacardiaceae
Product: UDP-glycosyltransferase 83A1-like
Exons: 2
Coding region: 93-1466 (457 amino acids)
Molecular function (GO): UDP-glycosyltransferase activity
Source: RefSeq, a predicted model, not a curated record